AGCCAUUACGUUGCGCAGUUUAGUCAAGAAAAACUUACUAUUUUUUACGUAUUUUACGCACUUUAAAAUACUUUCCUUAAGUCCUAUUCAAAAUAUUAUGGCAUCACAGGCAAAGAAGAGAAAAAUGAAUUUCUCUGAAAGGGAGGUGGAAAUCAUUGUGGAGGAGAUGGAAAAACAAAAGCACAUUUUGGUGAACCAUUACAACGCUGGCGUCACUCACAUCGCCAAAAAUAACGCCUGGAUGGAUAUUCUGAAGCGGGUGAACGCUGUGACCAACUGCCAGCGCGAGCUCGCCGAGGUGAAGAAGAAAUGGUCUGAUUUGAAAACCGAGGUUCGUCGUAAAGUGGCGCAGGCUCGCGCAGCGAUUGAGGACACAGGGGACUGCACCACGGUACCGGUUAUUCUUACUGCCAUGCAGCAGCGCAUUUGUAACCUGUUGGGGGAAGCCACCAUCAUCAGCCUGCCUGCUGGAGAAUCGGGAGAGCCGAGUGCGGAGAUUGCGGUACCGGUGUCCGUGCCUAUUAGCACAGCCACCACUACCGUUACACUAACGCAGACAGGUAUUCAGCCGACACCUGGUACCACCUGUGAAAUGAAAACUCUAGAAGUAGCUGAGACCACGUUCCACACUCUGGAGGAGGGCAUGGUAGAGUACUGCACAACAGAGACACCUGUCACUGUUACAACUGAAGCCCCUGUGGAGGUUUUGGCGGCACAGGCAGAGUGUUCAGUAAAGCCACAGGAGCUUAAGAGCCGCAUUGCACUGAACUCUGCCAAGCUGUUGCAGGAGCAGCGUGUCACCAACCUGCAUGUGCGUGAAAUCGCCCAGCACUUGGAGAACCAGAAUGACCUGCUGCAGAUGAUCCGCCGUUCACAGGAGGCACAGGCCUGUGCCCAGGAGAGACAAGCACAAGCCCUUGAAGGUACACAGGCCACCCUUCUUGCCCUCAUCCAGAUGUUCAAGCCUGCUCUGAAGGACUUGAGAAAGUUCCUGCAAAAUGCUAACAACCCUAAUGUAACAGGAGGCAUUGAUACUGGCGAGGGGGUGGUGAACAUGCCACAGCAGGUGGAGGAUGGACAGUAGACUGACAUGUGUUGUAUUCUAGGGAGAGUGAGGUGUGUGUGCGUGCAUGUAUGUGCAUAUGUGCGUGUGUAUGUGUGUGUGUGUGUGUGUGUGUGUUGAAAUAUCCUUGAUUGUCCUACAUUCUACUUUUCAUGAGAGUAUCCUGUACAUCAAUGAUUCUUAAAGUGGGGUCCAGGAACCAUAGCUGGGGGUUAAUGGGUUAUUUUCUUUUCUCUUUUUUUUUCUUUUUUUUUGUGGUAAUUUUGAUAAUCCACAAUUAUUAAAAUUAUUUAUUUAUUAUUAUGAGCUUUUAUAGUUGUUAGCCUUUUGACUGGUCACUUGAAUUAAAUGGGUUUAAUCUAACCCUCAAUAACUAAAUGUUGAUUAAAUAAAUCUGUAAUGAGGUGGAUCAUGAAAUUUUAUUUUGCAAUUUAAGAGGUCCCUGGCUCCUAACAGCUUUAAGAACUACUGCUGUAUUUUAUAUGAAUGAAGACUUUAUGAAUGAUGACAAUAUGCUUUCUUUAUACCAUAUCUUCUUUUUCCCAACUAUUUUUUAAUUUAAAACCUCUCAUCAUUUCUGACUUAAUUUUGCAUGUAAGAAUGAGCUUCCACUAAAUCACCAGAGCCUCUGACAUUACAAGUCAAUAAACAAGACAAAAUGUAAACCCCUUGUCAACUCAUAUUCAUAAUUAAGGUCUUACAUAUUUCUCCUGACUGAUUUGAGUAGGACAGGACUAUAUUUGGUACAAGUGAUGUUAAAGCUACCCGAGUACCACUCAGAAUUAGACAUCUGCUUACAUCAGUUCACUUUUACCCCAACCACAGAAACUGGACUGACUUCUAUUUGUACACUCAGACUCUGUUUGCCUGAGCAUGACCAAAGCUGCAUGUAGUUAGAUUUUUUUUUUUUUUUUUACCAUUUUACAUGCACUAUUUUAGUGAAGUGCUAUGUAUGUAGUCAUGGUGAGAGGUUCAACUGUUUUUUAAUGGUGAAAGGAACGAAAAUUGGCAGAAAGCUGCACUACGAGUAUAAUAAUCAUGAGCUACCUAGUACUGUAAAAAGGUAGACAAGCUGUAUUUUUAUCUGCUGAACAAAUUUUUAUAAUACUCAUUCACUCUCACAGUAUGACAUUGAAAGGCAAAGAUCACAGUUUCCAGCAAAGAAAAAUAUGAUGAAGCUAAUCUGAUGUUGCUAGUAAAACCCAUGGACAUCUAACACCACCACCGCCUUGUGACACUGUACAGUGUCAUGCUUAAAUAUUCAUCCCCUUGAACUUUUAUACAUUUUGUAGUAUUACAACCUGGAACUGAAAUGGACUUAAUUGGGAUUGUUACCAUUUGAUUAACACAAUAUCCUGUGGUUCACUCCUGAGCUUAGGUUACUCUCUGUGUGGAGUUUUGCAUGUUCUUCCCAGGUUUGUAUGAGCUUCCUCCGUGUUCGUCCUCCCACUGUCCAAAACCAAGCAGGUAGGUGUAUUGGCCAUAAAAUUGGCUGUAAAUUGCCCAUACAUGUGAAUGUGUGUUUGCACAUGUUGCUCUGCCUUGUGCCCGGUGUUCCUUAGAUUGGCUUCUGAGCUACCUCUAUCCUGACCAGGAUAAAGCACUUGAAGAUGAAUGAAAACUGAAGAAUAAAGUAACCACAUUAACGAUAGAGCAGAUAUAUUAAAAUUAAAUAAAAUAAAAACUUCUUAUAAUACAGCAAAACACUGGAUGGUGGUAAACACACUGAACAGUAAGACACAUAACAGUACAUUUUCAAUAUAAUCUUUUCACAAACGUCCCUUCUGAAACCAUGAAUGGCUUAUGUGAAUGUGAAAAUCGUGACUGUGAAAUGGUUACAGAAGAACUGUGGUCAUGCCAUCUGCACUUCAGAAAAGCAGAUAAACAAUUUUAUUUCAAUGUAAAGUUAUGUACCUGAAACUUCACAGAAAUCUGAUAAAUGGACUAGAGGUCGACUGAUUAACUGGUACAGAUAACCAAUUGCUGGAACUAUCGGUUAUCGACAAAAAUCCAGACCGAUAGUUUUUCCCGGUUGCGUCCAUUGCAGGAGUGGCUGA
Molecule: messenger RNA, 3120 nt
Organism: Ictalurus furcatus (blue catfish)
Lineage: Eukaryota; Metazoa; Chordata; Actinopteri; Siluriformes; Ictaluridae
Gene: naif1
Product: nuclear apoptosis inducing factor 1
Exons: 3
Coding region: 98-1084 (328 amino acids)
Cellular component (GO): nucleus
Source: RefSeq, a predicted model, not a curated record